Molecule: messenger RNA, 2202 nt
Organism: Penicillium longicatenatum
Lineage: Eukaryota; Fungi; Ascomycota; Eurotiomycetes; Eurotiales; Aspergillaceae
Exons: 2
Coding region: 1-2202 (733 amino acids)
Source: RefSeq, a predicted model, not a curated record
AUGGGCGGCAUGAAUCUUCGUACCAAGAUUCGUGCUCCGACGCGUUAUGGCGAAUGCAGUGAAGAGUCACCAACCGCUGCCCUGCUCCAGUCGAUGCGUCGCUCCCGAGCAGAAGCCACUGAUGAGAUUCGAAAAACUAGUAGCCCAGAUGGGUCGCAUUCGUUACGACGAGAGGUCAAAGUUGAGUUUCAGCGAAAGCCCCUCGUCGAGUUUGAUCCAAGUUUACCUCCAGCGGCAUUUCCAACGCUGGACAUGACCAAACCAACUGUACCUCCCAGAAGCAUUGUGUCGAUUUGUCAGUACACUGAUCGCAAACCGUUCUUUUUGGAGAGACCAACGGGUCCUGAACUAAAGAAUGAUGACGAUAAUGUGGACCAGGCGACUUUGAAUGAUAUUGAGAAUCAUGUCGCGAGCAACAAUGAGUUGAACCCUGUUUACCAGAAGAAUAUGGCGAUCAUAGCGGGGCAGGUUCAUGAUAACUCAGAUGAAGACGAUAGCCUUUAUUCUGAGGAUAGUGACCGGAACGAGCCUAAAGACGCCUCAGUGGUCCUGGGAGAGAAGAUUGCCGAUCCCACCUGGGCUGAUAUCGUGCCCCCGAUGCAGGUCGAAAUCAUCGAAAAUAUGUUCAGAGGCGGGAUGAGCUGGAAGCACAUCUGUACCAAGCUUGAGAUUCCGAGAGAGGGCCGAAACAAGUUCAAAGCAUUUUUGAGAACUCGCAACCAGCAGAUCAGACGAGAAAAUGCACACCUAACCAAGAUGCGUGAGAACCAGCUGCGCGCUCUGAUGCGUAUCGAUAACAGUGACAUCAAGACCAACGAUGUACCACACCAGCUGGUUCUUCGCAGGUUCUUCUCAGAGGCCGCUCAUGAAAACAUGGCAGAUCGAAUCCCCGAUUUCAUGCUCUGCCAGGCCGCCGAUGUCCUCGCCGGUAGACAGUACCUGGCCCGCAAGUCACUCCCACGAAGCCUAACGGGAGACUGGGAUCACAGUCUUGUGGUGCUGCGAAAGCCGGGAGAGGAUGCCAGCUUGGAACCAGAACGAUUCGAGUGGAAACAGGAUCUCAAUCUAGCACCGGAACUCACAGAUGAGGUCAAGGUGAUAGGAAGUGGAGACCAUCCCAUCAUCAGAACCAAACGAGGAUACAUCCAGUGCAUUGCUGGUAAGGGCACAGCCUACAUUCGCGACUUGGGUCUCAAGCCCGGCGAAGAGCAGCCGAUCGUGGACUGGCGCAAAUACUUCCCAUUCGGCAAUCCGGUCCCCGAUGCUCAAGUUCCGGAGGUGGAAAUCGUCGGUCCAAGUGAUGGACUGAUCCGUCUAACCAUUAGUCCCGGGCGAGCAGCGCAAAUUGAUUGGGAUGGCAGGAAUAUAAGCCAAGAGGAUCCAAUGAUAUAUUCUGGAUCUUCCCCAGGGACCCCACAGCGACAAUUAUGCACCCCCAAUCCAGCGUGGUCGCCUGACGUGGCACCUGAUGAUACCCCGAUAAAGAGGACCAUCAAUCCCAAGAUGUUAGCCGCUCAGCUUGCGGCACUUCCAGGACGACCUCUAGAGACGCUUCAAGUGGGCAAAGAGAUCCACAGGGCAUUGUCGUUGAUCCAUCCGAAGCAGUCGAGAAUACACAAGCGUACGUACAGUCCACCCAAGCAGGGAAUCUUCUCUGUUAGACGUGCGCAUGAAUUCAAACGCCGUGAAUCAAUGCCCUUGAAACGUUCGAUGGGCGGCUGCUGGUCCAUGAGCUCCAUCCAUUAUGUCAACCCAGCCAUCGGACAAAAUCGGUACUCCCAACAAAUCCAGGAGGCCAAGUACGAAGCUCAGAUUCUGAAGUUCCAGACCGAUUUCACUCACGACGUCGAUACCGAGCGCACACAUCGUAAGGUGCAGGAAGAGAGAGUUGAGCCCGCUCUUUCUUCGCCAAUUCGUGGCGCAGUGUCCGAUGACAUGUUCAGCAAGUUAUUUGAUCAGCGUGUGCCACCUUCCGAUGAAACCCUGAUGGGUGAUAUCGAUCUUGGCAGUUCGUUUGAUAGCCCUGAGAGUGUGAAGAUGAAUGAUGAUGAUGUGAUGAAUGGAUUUAUGGUACGAGAAGAUGAAUUUGACAUGAAUGAGUUGAAGGGAAUGAAUGGAAACGAUGAUAGUAUGGAGACAAUUGAUGCUCCAAUGGAAGAUGAAGAUGAGGAUGAGGAUGAGAUGGUUAUGGUCGAGGGUUGA